Molecule: messenger RNA, 2621 nt
Organism: Argiope bruennichi
Lineage: Eukaryota; Metazoa; Arthropoda; Arachnida; Araneae; Araneidae
Product: DNA (cytosine-5)-methyltransferase 3A-like
Exons: 19
Coding region: 169-2052 (627 amino acids)
Biological process (GO): regulation of gene expression
Cellular component (GO): nucleus
Molecular function (GO): methyltransferase activity
Source: RefSeq, a predicted model, not a curated record
UUGUUUCUGCAAGAGAAAGUAUUCUUUGUUUCUGAGGCAGAAAAAGUAAACUGUUCAGAUCCAUUUAAAAUAGAUUUAGGAAGACAAGCAUUUCAUGGAAGAAUAAUAGUUUCUGUCUAAUAUUAGAAUUUUGUGCUAAGUGCCUGCAUUUUUGUUCACCGUACAACUAUGAGUAAUAAAAAAACUGAAAAGGAUAUACGUUUCCAACAGGAAUUGAAAACAUCUGUUGGAACCAUUGUUUGGGGGAAAUUAGGUUCAUACCAUUGGUGGCCAGCAAUAAUAAUUAAUUCAUCAGAUUGUGGUCAGCCAGAAGCAAAAUUUGGUAAUUUGUGGCUUUUUUGGUUUGGAGAUCACAAAAUAUCAGAAGUAUCUAGAAAAAAGAUUGUAGAAUUUACCUCACAUUUUUCCCGAAUGUUUGUUGGAAUUUCUGGGAAAAAGCUUCAAAAAGCUGUAUUUGAAGCUCUGGAAAUUUUAGCUGCAAGAUGCAAUUAUAAUUUUGAGAAUGUAGAAGCUUUAAUCUCUUGGGCUAAAGAAGAGUUUAAAGGUUCUGAUACAGCUUUGAUUUCAAGUACUGAUAUGCCACCUUUUGUUCUGAAACAUCUUGAAUACCUGCAAAAUCCUAGUUCUAAAGCAUUUGAAGGGGAUGAUGCGGAUAGAGAAUCUGAUUCUGCAGAAAAAAUUUUUAAUUCAAGCAUCCCAUUGAAAAAUAUUCGAGAAGGAUUAUUGAAAAUUCAAGAUAUAUGUAUUGCUUGUUAUAAAAGUGAAAUAGAGUUAGUUGCAGACCAUCCUCUUUUUGAGGGAAGUCUAUGUUUUGAAUGUAAAGUAAGGCUACAAGAAAAUAUGUAUGUCUAUGGAAACGAUGGAAAAAGUGUGUGCUGCAUUAUAUGUGCAAAGCCAGGUUCGCUGAUUCUUUGUGAUAAUAAGAAUUGUCAUCGAUCUUUUUGCAUUCACUGUAUCACACUAUUACUUGGUCCAGAUGAGAAAAAGAAGAUUGUGGAAACUGAUCCAUGGUAUUGUUUCUUCUGUUCUUGUAAUAAUGGUUGUGGAUUGCUACAAAUAAAAAGUGAUUGGGAAGAUAGAAUAAUGGAUUUCUUUCAGCCAUCCAAAAUACAUGUGCAAGAAUUGCCUGUGCAAAAUUUUGUUCCAAAAUCACCUAUAAGAGUGUUAUCACUUUUUGAUGGCAUCGGCACUGGCAAACUCGUUUUGGAUAGUCUUGGCUUUGAAGUUGAAGUAUACUAUGCCAGUGAAAUUGAUGAGGAUGCAAUGAAUGUGUCAAAACUCAAUCACAUGAAUUCCAUUACUUAUAUUGGUGAUGUUACUCAACUUACUGAAGAAAAACUUGAAUCACUGGGCCCAAUUGACUUGGUUAUUGGUGGCUCUCCUUGCAAUGACUUGUCUUUGGUGAAUCCUUUCAGAAAAGGAAUAUAUGAUAACACUGGAACUGGAAAACUCUUUUUUGAUUAUUUCCAUAUUUUGAAAACUGUUCAAAGGUUAAAUAAACAAAGGCAUGUAUUUUUCUUGUAUGAGAAUGUUGCUGCUAUGAGCCUACAGACCAAAAGUAUUAUAUCAACUUUCUUGAUGAAUGAUCCAUCUUUAAUUGAUGCUAAAUGGGUUUCGCCUCAAAUUCGACCAAGGUACUUUUGGGGAAACAUACCAGGAAUGCAUAUGUUCAAUAAAUAUUGUUCUUCAUUGCACAAUGAUGUGACACCUGAUUUGGGAUAUCAAGAAGAAAAACUUUUAAAUCAUUGCCUUUUAAAAGAUUUAGGAAGAAAAGCUGUGGUUGAAAAAAUCAGAACAGUCACCACACAAAAGAAUUCUUUAAUUCAAGAUAAUUAUACUCUUCCACCUGUUGAAAUGAAUGGAGAUCCUGAUGUAUUAUGGAUAACAGAACUGGAAAAGAUAUUUGGCUUCCCUAUGCAUUAUACCGAUACUGGAAACCUCAAUAUAAAAAAAAGACAAGAACUUCUUGGUCGAGCAUGGAGUGUACCAGUUAUUAAAGAUAUUUUGCGGCCUCUAAAAAAUUUUUUUAAAACCAAAGAAGAUAAUUUGUAGUUAUUACAAAUGUUAUGAAAUAAUUUCUAAGAAAUAUUUAAACAUAAUGCUUACUCUUAAUAUUUAUUAUUUUUAUUUUGGCUAUUUAUAUUCAUUAUUUAUAUUUUUUGACAAUGAAUAUUAAUUUACAUUGUAUCUGAGUAUUAGUUUUACACUAUAUAUUGCUCAUAUUUAGUUUUGCAGUCGACAAAGCCUAGUCACAUUUUGUGCCGAAAAUUCUUUUAAGACAACAACUUUCUGUAGCAAACAGGAAAUUUUUCCUUUGAAUUCAAAAUCAUUUGCUGAGAUUAACCUGUACUGUACAAUACAGUUUUUAUUUUAUGUUUUUCUAGUCUUUUUUUUUUUUAUACCACCGAUAUUGGAAUUUUUGCCAACAGCACUGAUUACUAUUGUUUUAUAGUAAAUUGAAAAAUAUUCAAUAAUCUUGAAGGAAAAAAAAUUUUUUUUUUUCUUUUAUUCUGACUUUCAGCAAACUUCGUUACGUUGCUAAAUCCUGCUUAUACAUAAACACACAUACAAAUAUUUACAAAGAAAAUUUUGUCAUUAUUCUGUAACAAGCGAUGCUCAUU